Molecule: messenger RNA, 479 nt
Organism: Funneliformis geosporum
Lineage: Eukaryota; Fungi; Glomeromycota; Glomeromycetes; Glomerales; Glomeraceae
Source: the annotation of a GenBank genome assembly
AGUAUAGGGAAAACCAGUACGGUACGGUUUUCCCUAUACUCCAAUUAGGAAACGGUUCGGAAACCGUCGUUAAGUCUGGAGCACAAGUUGGAAAUAUUUUGAUAAAAAAUAGUAAUACUAUUAGAAUAGGUGAUUUAGGAUUAAGUAAAUCUGCUACUGAAGCCGAAGAUAAUGAAACAUAUGGGAUUAUUCCUUAUGUGGCCCCAGAAGUUCUUCAAGGACAAAAAUAUACUAAAGCAUCAGAUGUUUAUAGUUUUGGUAUGAUUAUGUGGGAAUGUAUGACAGGUAGAAGACCUUUUUGGGAUCGUGCUCAUGAUAUUGAGCUGAUUAUUGAUAUUUGUGAUGGCUUACGUCCUCCAACAAGUAAUAUUAACGCACCUGAAGGUUAUAUUGAGAUAAUGAAAGAAUGCUGGGACCCUGAUCCAAGAAAAAGGCAAACGGCUGAGAUCGCUGCUGGUAAUUUUAGAAUUGUAAUAUAA